This is a messenger RNA of Aedes aegypti (yellow fever mosquito), 3688 nucleotides long. Its product is annotated as serine/threonine-protein kinase 32A. The transcript is spliced from 11 exons. Lineage: Eukaryota; Metazoa; Arthropoda; Insecta; Diptera; Culicidae. Bases 1483 to 2856 code for a protein of 457 amino acids. Gene Ontology annotation, molecular function: ATP binding; G protein-coupled receptor binding; G protein-coupled receptor kinase activity. The record is from RefSeq and is a predicted model, not a curated record. Gene Ontology annotation, biological process: protein phosphorylation; G protein-coupled receptor signaling pathway; regulation of signal transduction.
CACUUUGUCAACAGUCUAGCGAGUAGAGUUGAACCGUUCGGAACGCGGGAAGGCUUCGCUUUCGUUCGUCGGGUUGGUCAAUCGCUGUUUGGUGGAUAGUGCGUCUCCAUCGAUUAACUCGAGCGCUCGGUCCGGUGGAUAGAGAGCUUUCGGUCUUCAUAAGUGGAGCAGUUUGGAUAGACACAACAUUCGCUUGUUGAACGUGACCGCGAACGGAUGUGUCCUGGUGAGCUUUUCGUCUUCGCCUGGAAGUUGUGUGUUGUGACGAGGGCCACGUUAGAGAAUUCAAGCGCGGAUAUGGAACAACCUGUUGGCCGUUAGAAUGUGGCACUUUUGUUGUGGAUUAUAGUUGCUACCGUGGUUACCAAUACCGUCGAAUACCUACAUCGGCUUGAGGGAGGAUAAUUGCAUCGGUAAGCACCGUUUAGUGAAAAGCUGGUGCCCUUCAAAGGAGUUCCUAUCUAAGAAGAUUUUUUGCAUUGGGGAAGCAGAAAGUCAGUGAAGUGUAGCACCACAAACGGAAGUGUUGUGUCGGUAUCGCGAAAAAAUGGGGAAACCACAUAUUGCACACCAGAUUAAUCAAAGACGUCUUGCCUAGAAUACGAAAUCCGUCUUGAGGAAAAGGAUAUUUGCAUCGAUGAGCGCUGUUUAAUCGAAAGCUGUUACCCUUAAAAGCAGCGUCCAUUGAAAAAGAAAUUUGCAUUCGGAAAGGAGAAAAUCAGUGAAGUGUAGCAAACGGAAGUGCUGUAUCGUGAAAAAGGGGCGAGACACCCAAAGGCUUCAGUUUAAUGGUUCUCUUCGUGUUUUUGAAUCAUGCUUUGAAUGUGGUGUUGAAUACAGCCGCAAGGCAAAUCGGAGAAUAAAUCUGGGUCGGUGAGAUCGAAGUGCUCUGUUGGUGGAUUGCGAUGAGAGCCGAAGCGGCGGAAGUCGAUGGGAGCUCUAAUCUGGGAUAAUGAUUCCGCUGUUUCCGCGGGCGGUUCCCAAGAAAAGGAAGAAUGCCGAAGUCUUGGCGGAAAUUCCAAGUAAAAGUGAUUACGGAAGUGUAUUCUGAUUGAAAAAAAAGUAGGCCGCGAAGGCUCAGUAGGUCGGUCGGUCAAGGCAGUGAAGACGUGAUGCGGUCGUUUUUUUGGCGGUGGUGAAUUUUUAAGCAAGGAAAAGAAUAAAACAAGCAAUAAAGCUGGAAAUUGGCGGGAAAAAGUAGCCCCCCAGGUAAGGAGGCGCCAAAGUUAAAGUGUUUGUUCCGAGGACGAAACGCAUCGCAGCGAAGCGAAAGCACUCCACGUGGAAUAAACAAAACAAAUAGAUUCAAAUCAACAGCAACAGUGAUUGAAUUACAAAGCUCCGAGAUUUCCAUUAUCGAAAUGGAGUUACUAUAUAUGUGAAAAUUGUGUUCGUUUCCUGUUCCUUGUUUUUGUGCGUGUAUAUUCGCGUAGGAAGUGUUGCCAUCGAUUAUUACAAGUUCCGUAUACUACCACCGGCACAAUGGGUGUCAACUCGUCGUCCCGGCAGGAUGCCAGCUUGCUAUCGGAUGAAGACGUCAAUUUCGAUCAUUUCCAAAUACUGAGAAACAUCGGCAAAGGAAGCUUCGGAAAGGUCUGCAUCGUCCAGAAGCGCGACAACGGGAACCUCUUUGCCAUGAAGUACGUCAGCCGAAGUGCCUGCAUCGGACGCGGUGCCCUCGGAGGAGUCCUCAAGGAGGUCGAACUGCUGGCCUCCCUGGAGCACCCAUUUCUGGUUAACUUGUGGUUUUCGUUUCAAGAUGAGGAAGAUCUGUUCAUGGUGUGCGAUCUGCUGGCCGGAGGUGAUCUGCGAUAUCACCUCAAUCAUCAGGUGGAGUUUUCGGAAGCCAGCGUUGCCUUACUGGUGUGUGAAAUCGGUUCCGCACUGGACUAUCUGCAGAAGCAGCGAGUUGUGCACAGGGAUAUCAAACCGGACAACAUUCUGCUGGAUGAGGAAGGACACGCACAUUUGACCGACUUUAACAUCGCGACCCGACUACCGCCGGAUGGGCUGGCCUGCAGCAUGUCUGGCACCAAGCCCUACAUGGCUCCGGAGGUUUUCAUGUGUGCCUUAGAGGAGAUCGCCGGCUACAGCUACCCAGUGGACUGGUGGUCCCUCGGCGUCGUGGCAUACGAGAUGCGUUCCGGGAUGCGCCCAUUCGUGGUCCACUCGUCGACGCCGCUGGUCGACGUGAAGAACCUCCUGAACACCCAACCGCACUUUCCCCGCACCUGGAGUGACAACUUCAUCGAUCUGCUCGGCAAGCUACUCAACGUCCACCCGGGUGCCCGAAUCAGCAGCCAGCGCGAACUCCAGCAAACGAAGCUUCUCCGGGGCACCAACUUCGAGCGUAUCCUCGCCAAGCAGACAAAUCCCCUGUUCAAGCCCUCGAAGGAUCACCUGAACUGCGAUCCCAGCCUGGAGCUGGAGGAGAUGAUCAUCGAAACCAAACCGCUGCACAAGAAGAAGAAACGCCUUGCCAAGCAGCGUUCCAUCCAUCGGGACAACCAGAACGCUAGCCAGGAUCAGCUAAGUGCGCUGGACAGUCAACUGUUGAAGGAGUUUCUGGUUUAUAACAGGUUCAAGGAGCAGAAGCGGAAAGCGAUGGAGAAGAAGGAAACCGAGUGGCAACAGGAGCUGGAUCAGGCUAUGGCCAGCUCCGAGGUGGAUGGAUUGGCGGUGGGCCGAUCGGAAUCGGUGCCGGCACGGCUUGCUACGAUCAGCGAAGGGCAGCCGGAGAAUGCGCCGGCGAAUGGGAAUACUCAUGCGAGCAAUAACGGAGCGAAGUCGGUAUCCAAGCAGGCCGACAACUUGGACUACAUCGAUCGAACGCCUUCGCCGAAGCCAAGCAUCUAGUAGUAGUGGUGUGCUUUUCGUUCGGUGUGUACGAGUGUUUGUGUUUUGUACUCGGGGUCGGGGUCAAGCCGUUUUGACAGAUGUUUGUAUACAGCGUUGCUAUCGGUUGCAACGGGUAUUGUGAUAUAUCAAAGUUGUCUCGUGUGUUUUUGGAUUUUCGAAUUUUGGAGUUUAUUCGAUGUGUUUGGCUAUCUUUGUCGGUGGAUAUCGUUGGUAGAGUGCUCUUGAAUAUAUUGUGUUUUGUCUAGAAUUAGAAAUGACGUUCAGCGCGGGAACAGCUAUCGUUUGAAAGUACCGAUGGAAAUCACGAGAAAAUCACACAGAAAUAACGAGACUGAGUACAUUUAGUGAGAUUACCAAACAAACAAAAGUCGUCAUGGGUAGGCAAUUAUUAACAACAACUGAAACAACAACCGAUUAACAAAAUUUUCCACUAGUGUAAGAAACAACUCUUAGCAUUGGCACAUGAAAAUCGCCGCCAACGCAGCUAGCAUUUAACAAUAGCAACAGAUACAAUCAUCACUCGCUACUUUGCACAUAGACUCACUAACACUCACACGCACAUAGCGCGCGAAAAGCUGUAGACGUCACUUCUGAAAUAGUCGAAAAAAUAAUCAAAAGCGUAGCAUUCAAUUAAAGGAACCCAAUAGUUCGUAGAGUAAAAUGCAAACAUCCAGCUUACUGCGAUUGCAUCGCAGUAGGCUGCCAACCGUCGUCGUCGACGGAAAACUGGUUCGAGUGGAAUCGUCAAUUUGUUUUACAGAUAACCAAAUGAAAAUCGGAUCAAAUAUAGAAAGAAACACUGUUGACAUUAUUUAAAUCGAUGAAAUUA